This is a messenger RNA of Plasmodium gonderi, 903 nucleotides long. Its product is annotated as tRNA pseudouridine synthase. Gene Ontology annotation, molecular function: pseudouridine synthase activity; RNA binding. NCBI's taxonomy places the organism in Eukaryota, Apicomplexa, Aconoidasida, Haemosporida, Plasmodiidae. Gene Ontology annotation, cellular component: nucleus; cytoplasm. The record is from RefSeq and is a predicted model, not a curated record. Gene Ontology annotation, biological process: tRNA pseudouridine synthesis; mRNA pseudouridine synthesis. The transcript has 8 exons. Bases 1 to 903 code for a protein of 300 amino acids.
AUGGAAGAAACACACAAAUUCAUAAUUUUUUUCUCUUACAUAGGAAUUGGGUUUAACGGAUCCGCUUACCAAAAGGAUAAUAGUAAUACUGUAGAAAACAAACUGAUAGACAACUUAUAUGCAUUAAAUUUAAUCCCCAGAAUUGACUAUCCAUUUUCGAGAGUUUCAAGAACAGAUAAGGGUGUUUCAGCACGCAUAAACGCGCUGACUAUAAGGCUGAGAAUUAGACACUCACAUUUGUCUAUACAUGACAUUCAAAGAAUAUAUGUUAAAGAGUUAAAUAAAAAACUUAGGAACAUACAAAUCCUUGAUAUUCGCCAUGUGCCCAACUUUUUUGAUGCACGGCUUAAUUGCAUACAUAGAACAUAUGUAUAUUUUUUCAUCAAUAAAAAUUACAAUUUUGAACGAAUGAAUGAGGCCUCCAAUUUGUUUAUAGGAAAGCGCGAUUUUUCAAAUUUCUGCAAGAAGAGGAAAAAUAACACAUGCUUUAAAAGGGUCAUUUUAAAGUUCGAAAUCAGGAGCAUAGAUAAAAAUUUCUAUUAUUUUAAAAUAAAAGGAACGUCCUUCCUAUAUAACCAAAUUAGACAUAUGGUUGCUACUAUUUUUCAAGUGGGGAAAGGGGAACUUGAUCUGAAAGACCUAGCCGACAUGCUCAACAAUAAUUAUUGCAGGAAUAAAAACUACAAAAUAGCAGAUGAAAACGGAUUGCUACUACAUUCCUUCAAAUUCAGUGAUCUUAACUUUAACAUAAAAAUUGAUAACGUUAUAUUUACAAAUAUUAUGAACAAGUACAUACAAAAUGCUGUGCUUUUAGUUUCCCUUUGUUAUCCUCUGAAGAUCAAGAACCCAAGUGACAACUUUUUUCAAGAUAUAGAUGAUGGUCAAGAGGACUAUCCUUCUUAG